AUGAAAUUUUCCUGCGCGAUUUUCUUCUUUGUACUAAUAAUUGCCGCGCAGUUUCAACACAUACGCACCGCUGUUAGCGAUGAGCUCGUCCAAUUUAAGCAAACGCUGGAUGAAGCCUCUGAUGCUUUGCAAGAUGUCGAAGAAUCGCCAGCGCUGAGUGGCAACGCUGAAUUGCAGCAACAGCGACGCAAGUCUAUCGAUGAUCUGCUCCAUAAUUCCCAACUCGACCUAAAUUUGAAUUUAGAGCGCGAGGCGCUCGAUUCGGAGAACGAUUUUAUGCACCCGUUGCAGGGACGCGACACCAAAAGCAACGAAAACAAAAACAACAACGACGACAUGGCUAAGAAUACCAAAGUCAAUGACCAAUUGAAGGAGUUGGUGCGCGCAAAUUCCCGCUUUCAGAAUCUGCAUAGGCAACUGCUGAAUAGCUUUCACAGCAGCAAUUCGAACGUAAAGACGGACGAUAUGCCGCAAAGAACCAAAGCGAGCAAGGGUUCGAAGAGUUCAAGUAGCUCAAGCACAAAUUCUGACUCAGACAAAGCAUUGACUAAAGACGAUAGGCAAAAAAAUAUCAGCAAAGAGGAGGAUUCAAAUAAUUACAGCACCUUGACUAAAGGCAGUUACAAUAAAAAUGCCAAUUUGAACAAGGAUAGCAGCUUCAUUUCCAACUUUGACUGGAAAUCGAACUUGGGCACUAAAGACAACUUCAACAUCGAUAUGGAUUUUGGUAAAGAUGGUUCUAUUGGUGCGCCGUAUUCGCAAACAUUUUCCAAGUUCGACUCGUCGGACAGCGCUAAUGCGAAUUCGAAUCUUAAUAGCGCACUUAAGGAUACCGGCCAUGGCUCCAGCGUAGUCACCAAAGCUUAUUUUAACUGUAAGCCAUUGGCGAGCAAUGCAGAGCGUACUAAAUCUGGCGACACUUAUAUGGAAUUCACCUCAGAUCUUCGCGAACCCCAGCCAAAUAAGGACAGUAAUGCGAAAAGCAAAUUGAAUACCAUCUUGCUACUCGAGGCAAACACCUACCGAAAUUCCUUGAAUGCCAAGAAGGAAACGGAUAACUUGGAGGAGUUGAAUGAAAAGAAAGUCGAUCCAGAGAUACAUAGAAUGAUGCAAAAGGUGGACUUUCCACACUUCAAGCUGGACUUUGACUCCUCAAUGGAAGACUUUGCAAAAAAGUCCAAAUCUGAUUCCACAGACGAUGAUGAACCGAUCAGCUAUGAGAAAACUAUCGAGAACAUACACUUUCCGAGCAUUGUAAACGAUCAAUUUGAUUUGGGGCGCAAUGAUUUGUCGCACGAGGCUGACUAUAAGCUUUCGAAGAUAGAACAAGAGCAAUCUGAACCGCGAAAGAGUCACACGAGCAGCGGUGAGAGAAGCGGUGUCAUGCCAGCCUUAGACAAUAAAGUGAAAGUGCCUUGGAAGCGUAGCUCAGGCUUCAACCCAAUGAAUGAAAUUAAAUUAAAGACCAGCACAAGGCUGAUGGCAAAAGGCUUGGGUCCCUCUCUACCCAGCUACGCGCUUUCUGAGACACAGCAAGAGCUUCAACUGGAUGAUGCUGUAAAGAGAUUGGAAAAGAACUUUGAUGUGGACAGUGAAAAUGAGCAUAACGAGAACAGUCGGCACGGAUCUUUAGUGUCCCAGGACAUACUCGAUUGGCAGGAGCGAUUGAGGCGGCUCGAAGAUGUGGAAGAGCGCGCAUACGAAAAACUUAUUUACGAUAACUUACCGGAGCUUUCAAAGGAAGAGAAAGACGAAAAAAGUAAAACGGAUGAUGUGAUAUUUUCACCAGCCUACACCAUUCUACGCAAAAGAAGAAUAGGGGAGGAACCAUACGAAGACGACAGCAGCGACCUUUUGGAUCCAAUGCACAACAAACGGGUGAUUGGAAACUCCUGCGAAGACNAUCUGAUUCCACAGACGAUGAUGAACCGAUCAGCUAUGAGAAAACUAUCGAGAACAUACACUUUCCGAGCAUUGUAA
Rhagoletis zephyria (snowberry fruit fly) is the source of this 1980-nucleotide messenger RNA. Its product is annotated as nuclear pore complex protein Nup98-Nup96-like. The record is from RefSeq and is a predicted model, not a curated record. NCBI's taxonomy places the organism in Eukaryota, Metazoa, Arthropoda, Insecta, Diptera, Tephritidae.